This is a messenger RNA of Eleginops maclovinus (Patagonian blennie), 5653 nucleotides long. RefSeq lists its product as uncharacterized. Gene Ontology annotation, biological process: DNA integration. NCBI's taxonomy places the organism in Eukaryota, Metazoa, Chordata, Actinopteri, Perciformes, Eleginopidae. The transcript is spliced from 2 exons. Bases 1 to 5265 code for a protein of 1754 amino acids. The record is from RefSeq and is a predicted model, not a curated record. Gene Ontology annotation, molecular function: nucleic acid binding.
AUGCCAACUGCAACAGCUGCUCAUUCAAAACGGCCGCCAGUGCAAUUCACACCAAAAAGAGAAAGUGAAUUUAUUGCACCACAACCAGCAUCUGAACCAAGGAACCAAUGGACACCCAGACACGAUACAGCAGAUUACAGCUAUCCACGGGGAGGAGAAUCCACUUCUAAUGUAUCAGUGCUAGCAAGGUUCUUAGCUCGCCGUGAGCUACUCACAGCUGGACUCACGAAGUUCAAUGACAAACCCGAAAACUACUGGGCCUGGAGGUCCGCCUUCUCUAACGCUACUGAAGAUCUGGGUCUGAAGCCUAGUGAGGAACUUGACCUGCUGAUUAAGUGGCUUGGACCGGAAUCUGCAGAGCAUGCAAGGAGAGUGAGGUCGGUUCGAAUCAACUACCCUGGUGAGGCCCUCAGCAUGGUCUGGAGAAGACUAGAGGAGGUUUAUGGAUCGCCAGAGGCCAUGGAGACAGCACUCUUUAUCAAGCUCGAACGGUUCCCCAAGUUCUCCAAUAAAGAACCCAAGCGGCUACGUGAACUAGGUGAUCUUCUCCUGGAGAUACAGGCAGGCAAGGAGGAUGGGUUCCUGCCUGGUUUGGCUUAUCUGGACACGGCGCGAGGCAUUCAUCCGAUCCUGGAGAAAUUGCCAUUCAACCUGCAGGAGAAGUGGAUGGUGCAAGGUACAAGGUAUAAAGAAAGACACCACACCAUCUUCCCACCCUUCUCAGUGUUCGCCGACUUCAUUCGUGCAGAAGCAAAGAUGAGAAAUGAUCCAAGCUUCGCUGUUGCAGCGCCCAGCAACACGCCCAGCAACACGCCACCUAAGUGGGAGAAAUUCCCAACAAAAUCAGCUAAAACCCCUAUAGCUGUGCAUAAAACAGAGGUUGACAAUCCUGCCAAGGGUGAUGAGACCAAGGGUUCAGACAACCCGAAGAAAGAGUGUCCCAUACACAAAAAGCCCCACCCCCUACCUAAGUGUAGAGCCUUUCGAGCCAAACUGCUGGACGAACGUAAGGCCUUGCUUAAGGAGAAUGGCAUAUGCUUCCGUUGUUGUUCCUCAACCUCCCACCAAGCUAAGGACUGCAAGGCUAUCAUCCAGUGCUCUGAGUUCAACAGCGAUAGGCACAUUGCAGCCCUUCAUGCCGGCCCUGCACCAUGGACAACAAAGCCAGCUAGCGGCCCCUCUGAAGAGCAUGGCGGGGAGGGAGAGGAAUCUACUCCGGCUUCAGUCACUACCUCAAUCUGCACUGAGGUCUGUGGCGACAGCGCGGCAACCAAAUCCUGUGCCAAAAUCUGUCUCGUCUAUGUGUAUCCUAAAAACCAACCCGAGAGGAAGACAAGAGCAUACGCAAUCCUAGAUGACCAGAGCAAUAGGUCACUAGCCAGGUCAUCAUUCUUUGAGCUGUUCAGCAUAGCUGACAACACUUCUCCCUACACACUCAAAACCUGUGCGGGUGUGUCAGAGGCUGCAGGCCGCAGGGCAAGGGGGUUCAUAGUGGAGUCAGCUGAUGAAAAGACCAGUCUAGCUCUGCCUACACUCAUCGAGUGUGAUCAACUGCCUAAUAACAGGGCAGAGAUUCCUACGCCAGCUGCUGUGAAGUACCAUCCACACCUGAAAUCCCUAACUUCCAAGAUACCUCCCCUUGACCCGAGGGCCGAGAUCUUACUUCUUUUAGGGAGAGACAUUAUUCAGGUCCACAAGGUCCUUGAACAGCGCAAUGGCCCCCCACACGCUCCUUUCGCCCAGCGGCUAGCCCUCGGCUGGGUGAUCGUAGGGGAUGUGUGUAUUAACGGUGCACACGUACCCUCACCUGUGAACACAUACAGAACCUACAUUCAUGAGAAUGGGCGUCCCAGCGUUCUGUGUCCCUGCCUCAACAAAAUUGAAAUCAAAGAAAAGCUCAACCACACUUGUCAGUUCCAAAGUCCUUCAGCCUCAGAGCGGCAGUCCUUACCAAGUGACAAAACGCGACUCAUGGGGGAGUCCAUCUUCUGCCACACAAAGGACGACGACAAGACAGCACCUUCUAUGGAGGAUCUUGCCUUCCUGAGGAUUGUGGACAAGGAACUGAAACAGGGUGAAGACAACAGCUGGCAGGCUCCACUCCCCUUCCGAAGCCCACGCCAGCGUCUGCCAAACAACCGUGAGCAGGCUAGGACCCGUCUCGCUAUGGUCACCAAGACACUCAGGAAACACCCUGAGAGGAGAGAGCAUUUCACUGAGUUCAUGAGCAAGCUCUUCGAGAAUGGACAUGCUGAAGUGGCACCACCCUUACCACCAGAUGAGGAGAGCUGGUAUCUACCGUUCUUUGGGGUAUACCACCCUCAGAAGCCUGGACAGGUGAGGGUGGUAUUCGACUCCAGUGCACAACACCAAGGGGUGUCCCUCAAUGAUGUCCUCCUCACAGGCCCAAACAUGAACAACAGUUUGCUCGGGGUACUGCUGCGCUUCAGAAGGGAGCCAGUGGCCGUGACGACUGACAUCCAGCAGAUGUUCCAUUGCUUUGUCGUACGUGAGGACCAUCGGAACUUUCUGCGCUUCCUCUGGCAUCGCAAUAAUGACCUGGAUGACGACGUCAUUGAGUACAGGAUGUGCGUACAUGUCUUCGGAAAUAGCCCGUCACCGUCCGUAGCCACAUACGGGCUCCGAAGAGCUGCUGCAGAGGGAGAGAGGGAGUACGGCGUAGAGGCGAGGCUGUUCGUUGAGAGAAACUUCUAUGUUGACGAUGGCCUUCUGUCUGUCCCUUCAGAACAGGAAGCCAUCACUCUUCUUCACAACACUCAAGGUAUGCUGGCCCUCUCCAACCUCCGGCUUCACAAGAUCUUGUCGAACAGGGUGGCUGUGAUGAGAGCCUUCCCUCCUGAAGAUCUGGCUAAGGGGAUGAAAGAUCUGGAUCUCAGCACAGACCCCAUUCCCAUGCAGAGAAGUUUAGGGGUGAGCUGGGAUGUUUCGGAAGACGUAUUCACCUUCCAAGUUGCUGAUGCAGAGAAGCCUUACACAAGACGUGGGGUCCUGUCAACUGUUAACAGUCUGUUCGACCCACUAGGUUUCGCUGCCCCUGUAAGCGUUCAAGGAAGGUCCAUACUGAGGGAGCUCACCACAGAGUCAUGCGACUGGGACGCCCCUCUCCCUGAGGAAAAGUACAGAGAAUGGAAGCUGUGGAGGGACUCUCUGAAGGAGCUUGAACAGCUCAAGAUUCCGCGCCAAUACACCUCCAUCUCUCUCCGUCAAGCAUGCAGUAAGGAGCUGUGUGUAUUCUGUGACGCUUCCACCAUUGCUAUAGCUGCUGUCGCCUACGUGAGAACAACCGAUGCAAGCAGUAAUGUUGAGGUUGGCUUCAUGUUUGGCAAGGCAAAGCUUGCUCCACGUCCAGAAACGACAAUUCCAAGGCUCGAGCUGUGCGCUGCGGUCCUGGCUGUAGAGAUUGCAGACGUGAUUGUGGAUGAGAUGGACACCAUCUUUGACGCUGUGACCUUCUACUCAGACAGCAAGGUGGUCCUAGGCUACAUUCACAAUGAGUCAAGACGAUUCUACGUCUACGUGAGCAACAGGGUGCAGCGCAUCAGGAGGUCAACAAGCCCUAAACAAUGGAAGCACGUGCCCUCCAGCCAAAACCCUGCAGACCACGGCUCACGAUCAGUCCCAGCAGGCAGCCUAACUCACACCUCAUGGCUGUGCGGACCACCAUUCCUGUUGACAUCAGCUGAAGCUGAACCUGCACCUAAUUCCUUCAACUUGGUUGACCCCAGCUCUGACUCUGAUGUCCGCCCACAGAUCACUUGUCAUCUCAACAGGGUUACCAGUGGCAAACUUGACCCUAUGCGUUUUGAGAGGUUCUCCAGAUGGCGGUCACUCAAUCGAGCAGUUGCUAGGCUUGUGCAUGUUGCCCACUCCUUCAACCAGGGGAGCAGAUGCAAGGGUUGGCACAUCCAUGAAGAGCUCUGUCCCACAGACGACUUGGAGGAAGCAAGAAACAUCAUAAUACGGGCCGUCCAACAAGAUGCCUUCGCGGAGACUUUGGAUUGCAUCCGGGGAGGAAUAGCCAUUCCUAAGCAAAGCCCACUCCUCAGCCUGUGUCCUUACCUUGACAGUGCUGGCAUUCUCAGGAUUGGAGGACGCCUGUCCAAGGCAAACCUGGAUGGAAAAGAGGUCCAGCACCAAGGGCGGCACCUCACCGAGGGUGCUGUGAGAGCGGCAGGCCUGUGGAUUAUCAGUGGGAAACGGCGUAUCAGCAGCAUCCUUCAUCACUGCGUCACAUGCAGAAGACUACGCAGGAAGAUGGAGACUCAAAAGAUGGCUGACUUACCUGCGGACCGCCUCAGCGCAGAUCCUCCCUUCUCAUUCGUGGGUGUGGACGUCUUCGGACCAUGGAUGGUCACGGCACGGCGGACCAGAGGAGGACUUGCUAGCAGCAAAAGAUGGGCUGUGCUUUUUACAUGUAUGAGCACCAGGGCCAUACAUAUAGAAGUACUGGAGUCAAUGGACUCUUCAAGCUUCAUCAACGCUCUACGGCGGUUCUUCUCAGUCAGGGGGCCAGCGAAACAGAUCAGAAGCGAUUGUGGCACCAACUUCGUUGGGGCCUGUAAGGAGUUGCAGAUGGACUCUGUGACUAGUGACAAGGAGGUGCAAGGAUAUCUCAGUGACAAUGGGUGUAAGUGGAUCUUCAACCCACCACACUCUUCCCACAUGGGGGGCAGUUGGGAGCGGCUAAUUGGACUGGCAAGGCGUAUCCUGGACUCGAUGCUGUUGAAGGCCGGCCCAGCAAAGCUCACGCAUGAGGUCCUGACAACAUUCAUGGCAGAGGUCUCAGCGAUCCUGAACGCCCGUCCACUGGUUCCUGUGUCCACAGACCCUGACUCCCCAUUCAUCCUGACACCAGCGACACUUCUCACACAGAAGGUCAGUGCCCUUCCUCCUCCCAAGGGUGAGUUUGACGAGAAGGACCUCUACGGCAAGCAGUGGAGGCAGGUCCAAAGCCUCGCCAACACCUUUUGGCAUCGAUGGAGGACAGAGUACCUCCCCACCCUGCAGAAACGCAGGAAGUGGGAAAAAGAGAAACGCAAUCUGAAAGAAGGUGACGUCAUCCUCCUGAAAAACGACCAGUUGCAGAGAAACGACUGGCCCAUGGGCGUCAUCGUCAAGACCUUCCCCGGCACCAACGGGAGGGUAAGAAAGGUGGAGAUCAAGACUGCGAGGGAUGGGUCAAGCAAGACCUUUCUGCGACCUGUCUCAGAGGUCGUCCUACUCCUCUCCCCAGAGACUGAUUAGAGUUACCGUUCUUAGCUCCCCUUGUUAAAGGUGGCAUCUUUUUAGAUACCAGGCGGGGAGUGUGCUGGACUGGGUUUAUUUUACAAGUAAUUAAUGUGCAUUUCCUACUCCUGCCACUAGGUGGUGUCUUUGCUUUGGGGUUGGGUUUAACAUUUGGGCAGUCAUAUUGAAAUUCAUGAUAGUCAUGUGACACUUACAGGAAGUCACCUGGAAUGCUUUGUUUAUCAGACCAGUUUUGGCAUGGUAGUGUGAGCAGCAGCUACAUCUUAUUCCAUCCUCUUUUGAAUUCACUUUAUAGGAGCAUCGUCUGUGAGUAUCUUUGCAGGAUAUUGUUAGUGUAAUUACUUGAUGUGUUUAUUUCUGCAUAUUUUUGUAAUUUCAGCGAAGU